GUCACUUAAAUUGAAAAAAAACUCCCUUACACUACCCUUCCGGGGGUAGGUAAAAAGGAGGUGUGACAGGUGCCAUCCUUUGCUCCCUUGUGCGCGACUUCUAAGAACAUGGCGCUACAGGCGAUGAGCGAUGCGGAAUUAGCACUGAGUAUAUCUGGCAUGGCUUUGCGAACUCUUAUCAUGGAGAUUGAGCGUGACCGGCGGGAGGAGCGGAGAACGGACAGUUUUAAGAAGGUGACCUCUAAAUAUAAAGAGUACCGUACUAAGCAUCAAACGUUGGCCAAGGUCUUUAACCAGGAUAGCGAGUUUCAGCUGUUUCGUGACGGGCUUAAAAAGAAGGACGAGCAAUUGGCCAAAAAAGAUGAAGAGUUAAAGGAGAGGGACGAUGAGCUAAUGAGAGCCAUCGGUCGGUGCAGCGAGCUUGAGGCAGCUUUAAAGGCCAAGGAUGACGCGUGAGCAAGGGGUUAUGGCUGAGAAUGCCGAUCUUCAAGCGCGGGUGGCAUCUUUAACUGUUGAACUUGGGCAGAGGGUGGCGAAGGCUGUUGAUCUACGGGUGAGUUGAGUGCCAAGGUCGAAGAAUUGGCUCGUGCUGAGAAAGGCAUAGUGGUCGCUAUGGCCGAAGUGGCAGCCUUAGAGGAUACCCUCCGCAUCUGUAUGUCCGAGCGGAAGAAUGAGGCAGAGACUACGAGACUUACGGUGGCGAGGUUAGAGGAGAGGAUCUAGAACCUGGAGGUAGAGUUAUCUGGAUUUAACGAGCAGGUCGUUACCUUAAAGGCUGAGGAGGUGCGACGACAGUCACAGUCGUCCACAUCUCAUACUUCUACCAAUCUCGGCAUGCCGGGGGAUUUGUAUGAGAUGUGGGUUCACGCUGAGGCUCAACUUGAUGUGUAUAAGUCUUUGAAAUCCUACGGGAAAAUUUCCGAAGAAAAACUCAAGGGCGUCCGUGUUAAGGCACGUGCGGCCCAUGAAGCGUGUGGUUAUGCCCCUGAUACACCUAGUAGGGAUGAUGUUAACGAUGAUGCGGAUAAGCUUGCCUCUGAUUCUUGGUAUGAUGAUGAGUAAGCUAAUGGGGAUGAUGUGGCGUAAAGCCGCCAUACUUAGUUUUUUGUUUUGUUUUGCUAUUUUUGUGAGGGCGUCUUUGGGCCCUUUGUAAAAAGCAUUGUAAUUUGAUAGUCGUAAUGGAACAGCUCCCUUUUUGCUACGUA
Molecule: messenger RNA, 1205 nt
Organism: Nicotiana tabacum (common tobacco)
Lineage: Eukaryota; Viridiplantae; Streptophyta; Magnoliopsida; Solanales; Solanaceae
Source: RefSeq, a predicted model, not a curated record